Messenger RNA from Capsicum annuum, 944 nucleotides. Its product is annotated as probable calcium-binding protein CML25. Gene Ontology annotation, molecular function: calcium ion binding; enzyme regulator activity. The record is from RefSeq and is a predicted model, not a curated record. NCBI's taxonomy places the organism in Eukaryota, Viridiplantae, Streptophyta, Magnoliopsida, Solanales, Solanaceae. The transcript has 2 exons. The coding region runs from base 197 to 772 and encodes 191 amino acids.
ACUCCUAAAAGGACUCAAAAAAACCAAAAAAAUUUGAAAUAUUCCUUAUAAAGAUCCCCAAUUAUCUCUCCUUUCUCUUUAUCUAUUCUUAUCUUAUCUUCUUGAGAAAAGAAAAUUCACACAAAUUCAAGGGUGUUUUCUUGCUUCUUGUUUCAUUUAUUCAUUCAUUAAUUUGGUGGAAACCAAGUUUUUAAAUAUGGGGUUGAAAUCACUAUUCAAGAUGAAGAAAAAGCGUGCCUCUAGGAAAAACAACCCUUUCGUUCACGAAAAUCCAACGCCCGUAAUAUUAUCGAGGGUAUCUUCGAUAGAUUCACGUGCAAGGGUCGAGGAGGAACUAGAACAAGUGUUCAAAAAAUUCGAUGUGAAUGGAGAUGGAAAAAUAUGUUCGUCCGAAUUGGGGUCCAUCAUGGCGAGCCUUGGGCACGCCGUGACAGAGGAGGAGUUGAUUGACAUGAUACGCGAAGUGGACUCGGAUGGGGAUGGCUUCAUUGAUUUGCAAGAAUUUAUUGAGCUUAAUACCAAGGAUAUCGAUUCCGAUGAGGUAUUGGAGAACCUUAAGGACGCAUUCUCGGUGUUUGACAUGGACAAAAACGGAUCAAUCUCCGCUGAGGAGCUACAAACCGUUCUCCAGAGUCUGGGAGAAGAUUGCUCAUUGGCGGAAUGUCGGAAAAUGAUUAGCGGUGUGGAUUGUGAUGGUGAUGGAAUGAUCAACUUCGAAGAGUUUAAGAUUAUGAUGGUAAAAGGUUCUCGCUUUGAUGCAAGAAUUGUGUAAAUUCAAUUUGGUUCUUUUAUUUGUUCUUUAAAUUCAUAUAUUUAAUUUAAGAAGUAGUAGUAGGAUUUCAAACUCUAUUUAGAAAAAAAAAAGAGGAGGAGGACUAGUAGUUGUUCUCAUUGUCGGAAAAUUACUAAUUUCUAAUGAAAAUUGUUGGUGGAAUUUGUCGAAA